AAAGAUCAGUGAGCAGUGGUUAUGUCACAAUGGUUUAUAUCUUAACUGAGUCAGAAAGAGGGUUUAAAAAUUUACAACAAGGGGUAUGUGGGAGGGGGGAGGGGUUUCUGACAACUGAAGUGCCAUAUUGCUUUACUUUUUAGCUACGUUUUUUUCUUUUCUUAAAAAGCCCCCACUCACUGUGCCGUUCCUCUCGUACAAAAAUACUUGAUAUCAGUAUGUAAUGCUUUUUCGAAUCAGGGGCUCGAUGGAACAAAUUCCUUUCAGUUUUUAUGAAUUAUGUAGUGCAAAUAAAAUUAAAUGAACCGUGAUAUAAAAGAAAGCCCCAGCUCUGAAACAUUUCAUAGUUAUUCAUCUGAAAGUAAUAAUUGGACAGAGAGCAGGCUAAAUGGAUUUCACAUAUACUUUUCUAGCUGCAGUUAUGUGCUUACUGGUCCCUGUGGAAGCCAGGCCAAACAGACGGAGAACUGCAACAGCCAUCAGCCUUCAGUCAUUUUUAAGAAAAGUAGACGACUGUCAAGCCGGUAAUCUUUUACAGAUUCACUUUGAUGGAGGUAGAACCCAGGCAAAAUGCGAUGGUACAUCUACAAAGAGCUUAACAACUAAAUUUACGAUUGAGGAUACCAGAGGAAAGAAAUGUAUUCAAUACACUGAUAAACAAGGCGGUAACACACGGUACUAUGCGCUGAAGGUCAUUGACAGGGCGACGGUCACGCCGGCGGUCACUUUUAUGAAUGAGCGAUGUAACUCUUCAACUGCUGAUGCGUUCUUGUUUGAUGAAGAAAGGCAACCACCUUAUAGAUAUUAUAAGAACACUAAUUUGUACCUUGGAGUAAGUAAGAACUGCACUGAUGAGAGAUUGUCUCUAAUCUGCGCUAACAUCGGUGAUAGGCGCUGUAAAUUUAGGUGGAGAUCAUGAAUCAAUUAAUCAAACGAUCGGUCACGACCGAUCGCUCAUUGAAUCAAUGAAUCAGAGAAUAAAUAAAUAUAAUAAGUAUAAUUACUCAGAUGAUUAUAGAAAUUCUCGCGCUCUCAUUGGUCGAGAAUGGCGUCAUAUUCCGCUAUACUUUCACCCCCUCCUCUAAUUUUCAAAAUGGCCGCCUCGCGCUUUCUCAAUGUCUCUGAAAAAGAAAUUAAGAUAAGGAAAGAAAAUGCUAUUCCGAGAAACACCAAAAAUACAGCUGAAACUUUGGACUGACACUUUUCAAAGGUAAGAUGUGAAAAUUGUGCUAAAUAUAACAUAGAAACCUUUUUAAAUUUACUUGAAAAUGUCGCUUAUGUCGAUAUACACGAGUAAAUCAAAGCAACUAUUAAAUUUUCACGACUCUUCAGUUAUUUACUUUAUUUAUCUGACAGGAUGGUUUCAACAACAAACCGAAUUUACCACUGACUUUGAGACAAUUUGAGCCUCCCUUUUGCUUUUUCUUAGAGGCCGGACGUUUUAAAAUGGGCGAAAAACACUUGCCGUUUUGACAAUAUGAUGUAUUAAACUAUGGGAUCUGUACCUGUAGUUGUUCGUUGACGCAUGACAAUAAGAAAUAAAAUUUAACAUUUUUCGAUCGAUCCUUUACUUAGGUAUUUCUAUAGUCACCUGAGUAAUUGUAUUAAAACUUCGGCGAAUAAUUGUUAAAGAUAAAUAAAUUAAUAUAAGCUUGAAGCAAAAGUUCAUAGUAAUCAGAUUCAUAAUAUCGUUUUGAGAAAAUAGGUCAUCAAACUUAUUGAUAAUUCAUCAAGUUAAAACAAAGAAAAUCACAGCCCUUGGGGAGGUUUGGA
Messenger RNA from Orbicella faveolata, 1773 nucleotides. RefSeq lists its product as uncharacterized. The record is from RefSeq and is a predicted model, not a curated record. Lineage: Eukaryota; Metazoa; Cnidaria; Anthozoa; Scleractinia; Merulinidae.